Molecule: messenger RNA, 4065 nt
Organism: Ostreobium quekettii
Lineage: Eukaryota; Viridiplantae; Chlorophyta; Ulvophyceae; Bryopsidales; Ostreobiaceae
Source: the annotation of a GenBank genome assembly
AUGGCCACAUCCAGUGGGGGCCAGCUCGGAGACUCUGAGCGGGUCAGGCCAGUGGCGCUUGGCAGGCUGCUGGCCGCCGAUUUAGGUCGGGUACAGACGUGGAAGAUGUCCGGGUGGAAGUCAGGCAAGAGGGAGGAUGUCUUUCUGUUGCGGCGCGUCGAUUUGUGGUGGAUCUUGGCACAGCCGGGCAAAAGCUGCCCUACGGAUGCAGGAGCAUGGCGGAAAGGCCACCACAUUGGAUUAGUGCGGGGCCGGACUGUGGUGGAUUUCAGUAAUGAAGAAGCAGGCGAGUGGUUUGUGAAAGUUGGGGAUGACUGCCAAUACUUUAAAGCCAAGUCUGCCAGUGAGGCAGCCCUCUGGGUGGCUUCCCUGAAGCAGAGAGUGCAGCCAUGGAAUGAUGAGCUGCGAGACCAAACAGCUGGAGAGCUUGUCGGAGAUGCUGGCGAACGUGACAAUGUGACAGGACACAUCCAUCUGAGUCAUUUGACAGCUGCCCAGGAAAUGGUCACUGCACUGAGUGCAGCUGCCAGUUUCACUAAAGACGUGCUGGGUACUCUGCCCAUUGCUGGCCCUGCCCUAUCGCUGCUGGGGUUUGCUUUGGAGGCAGUGAGUCGAGAAGCAGCUGAUGUUGAAAGCAUUCGCCCUGCAAGAGCGCUGCUGGAGGAAGUGACAAGGAGGACCAUGGAAACGCUGCAUAGAGCUGUGAAGCUGAAUGAUGAGGAUUACAAGCGGGAGAUUUUCAAAGUAUUGGAGAAGAUCGAAACUGCUGCUCGAAUGCUUGAAAGGCACGGAUACAGGUCGACAGCGGGGAGGUUCAAGCACGCCAUUCUAAAAAGGGACACAGGUCCACUGGCUGCUGUGGAUUUGCUGAAGCAGUGCAAAGACGAUCUUAGCAAACUCCAGAUCCACCAGCUGGCGAUGCUCCAAAUGACAGGGCUCGAGAAUCCUAAUGCUUUGGUGGCAAACCAACCAAAGCUCCCGUCAGAGGACAGUUUUGCACGCAGGAAGCUCUUACAUACCCACAUCCCGAUUGCGCCAGACGCCGUUGCCCUCGAGGGUCAGCUAUGUGCAGUCACAAACAUGCUGCUUGAGAACAAAACGAAAUAUGUUGUUGUUUGGGGGAUGGGAGGCAUAGGGAAAACGACACUAGCACAUGCCCUGAUUAAUGACAACAGAAUUGUGGCCAGUUUCAAAAAGCGUGUAUUUGUGACAAUUGCCCAAAAUCCCAAUAUCACGAGGUGCCAGAAACAAAUCUGGAAUGCCGUCAUGGAUUCUGAACAUGACGUGCAAUUCACCAAUGCUGAGGAUGGCAAGUGGCGACUGCGAACUGCACUAAAGGACGAAGCUGUGUUUGUUGUUCUGGAUGACGUGUGGGACAAGGGCUUUGUUGCGCACUUUGAUGUUGUGUCUGCAAAGAGUCGGGUCCUCAUCACCUCGCGAAGUGGCGAUGUGGCGACCAGUGUGGAAGCAAGGCGCUAUGCGGCAGUUGGGUUAGGUGAGGUCGAUUCGAUGCGUCUCUUCUGUAAGAAAGCAUUUGCGACUGGGCAACCUUUGAGGUGGCAGUCUCUGUAUGUGAAGGACAUUGUGCAGGAAUGCGGGGGACUCCCUCUUGCGCUGGAGGUUAUGGGUGCAGAAGCUAGGGGCUAUAGCUCUGGAGUAAAAGGGGAAAGUGGGCCCACUCCCAAGGAAAAGAGGAAGUGGGAAAGGGCGGUGGAGCGCAUGAAGACAACUGGUGCAGUUGGUGAGGGUUUGUUUGGCAAAGUGUUUGCAAUGAGUUUCGAUUCUCUUGAAGAAUUGCAUCAGAUGGCAUUGUUGGACCUAGCAAUGCUGCCGGAAGACCACGAAGCACGAGAGUCUGAUGUGGUGGACAUGCAAUGCUGCAAUGGCUUGAGCGCUGAUGAAGCAUAUGAUGUGUUGGAGGAAAUGGAGCAAAGAUCCUUGAUCAUUCGCACUGGUGAAGAUGCAUUGAGUGUGCGUGAGUUUCAAAGUAGGGGUUUUGUGACAUGCCGUCUGCAUGAUGUGGUGCGUGACAGUGCAAUGAAACUGAUCACAGACCAGCCAGUUGCAGAACGCUGCCGCCUGGUGUCCUCCCACUUGAAGAAGGAAUUGCAUGUCAAAGAUCAGAGAUUGUUGGUGACAAAGUUCUCUGCAACGCACAGCAUUGGACAGGACAGUGAUCUAGAUUUACAAACAUUGAAGGUGCCCCAGUUGCGUGCCCUGGUCUUGAGGAAUGCAGAGCUGUCAGGUUUGCCUUUAAGCCUGCUCGCUGCAAACCUGGUAGUCAUCGACUUGGCGUUUUCAGGAGUUGCGAGCCUGCCUCCAGAAGUUGCAUGCCUUGAGCAUGCAAAGGUGCUGCGGCUGGAUGGAUGUGUUGAGCUGGAGCAUCUGCCAAAUGAAGUGGGAGCAAUGCAGCAACUUUGGGUGUUGUCAUUACGUGGAUGCCAAGGCAUAUAUGAACUGCCAGAGUCCCUUGUGAAGCUCACCAAUCUGCGAAAGCUUCUCAUGCCUGAGUGUGGAAUUGCACAGAUCUUGUCUAUUGAAAUAGGCAGCUUGCCGAAUUUAGAGGUGUUGGACCUGAGCGGGUGUGCAGGCCUGAAAUGCUUGCCUCCAAGUUUGGGAGACUUGUCUGGCUUGACAGCUCUUCACUUGGGCCAUUGUUGGCAGCUGACCUCUCUGCCGUCCACCAUUGGAAAAUUGUCAAAUUUGGAGGUGCUGCUCUUGCAUCGAUGCACUGGCCUUGAAGAGUUGCCAAGUGCUGUGACAUUCCUUCACAAGCUGGCAGAGCUGGAUGUCCAAGGAUGCCGCAAGCUCAAAUGCCUUCCCCAAGGCUUUGUUCGUGGCUGCCCUGGAUUGAAGAUACUGCGCCUUCAAGGGAACUCACAGUUGGCAUUUCCGCACUUCGCUCUAGAAUUGCAGCAGCUGCACGUGUUGGGUAUAUACGAGGAUUGGAUGCUGCCCAGCAGUGCGACUAAAAAAAUACUGGACCAGCAGGUGUGGUUGGAGAAGGAGGCAACAAAAGACUACACAUGGAGAGAGAAAGAUAUGGACACGCCACUCCACUGGGCUGCUGGAAGGGGCAAGAUGGAAAUGGUAGAAUACCAUCUGAGAGAAACCAAUGUGGAUGCAUCAGGCUCGUAUGGCGACACGGCUCUCAUACGGGCAGCAUGUGAUGGACAUGCUGCCACCGUGGAGUUGCUCUUGAACAGGGGAGCAUCUGUUGAUGCAGCCAACCAGUAUGGCAGCACAGCUCUCAUAGGGGCAGCAAGGAUCGGACAUGCUGCCACCGUGGAGUUGCUCUUGAACAGGGGAGCAUCUGUUGAUGCGGCCAACCAGUAUGGCGACACGGCUCUCAUAGGGGCAGCAAGGAUCGGACAUGCUGCCACCGUGGAGUUGCUCUUGAACAGGGGAGCAUCUGUUGAUGCGGCCAACCAGUAUGGCGACACGGCUCUCAUACGGGCAGCAGGGAGCGGACAUGCUGCCACCGUGGAGUUGCUGUUGAACAGGGGGGCUUCUGUUGAUGUCGCCAACCAGUAUGGCAGGACGGCUCUCAUACGGGCAGCAGCGAAUGGACAUGCUGCCACCGUGGAGUUGCUGUUGAACAGGGGGGCGUCUGUUGAUGCGACCGACCAGCACGGGUGCACCAGUCUACAAUGGGCAGCUGCUGGAGGUUCAGAAGCUGUGUUUGACUUGGUCUUUGCCAAAUAUGAUGCUCCACCACUGGAGGCCAAAGAUAAGGAUGGAGACACCCCACUCCUGGAAGCAUGUAUCUCUGGCCACAGUGUCAUUGUAGAGAGGCUGCUGGAUCGGGGUGCAAAUGUGCAUGCCGUUAACAACGAAGGAAAAACUCCACUGAUCUGUGCGGCAGUAGAGGGUACAUGCGAGAUUGUUAAAUUGCUUCUGGAUCAUGGAGCUAGAGCAGACAUCGAAGACAAGAGUGGACGAGGCCCAGCAGCGUAUGCGAGGGAGGAGGGGCACGCCGCAUUGGCUGAGAUGCUGGAGGCAGCGGAAAUUAAGCAGGCACAAAUCGGGCGGGGCGAUGCUGCGGAGAGGCCGGAGGGCGAGUAG